AUGAAAAUCUACUACAUCGGAAUCUUGAAGAUCGGCGAGCCUGUCGUGGAGUUGUGUAGCGCCAGAGACUUGGCCCAGUUCUCUUUCUUUGAGCGGUCAUCCGUAUCGCAGUUCAUGACGUUCUUCUCGGAAACCGUGUCCCAAAGAACCGCCGCCGGCCAGAGACAAAGUAUCGAAGAGGGCAGCUACGUGGGCCACACCUACACGCGCUCCGAGGGCUUGUCUUGUGUGAUCAUUACCGACAAGGAGUACCCCGUACGUCCUGCUUACACGUUGAUCAAUAAGGUGUUGGAGGAGUACCUUUCGUUGCAUCCAUCAAGCGAAUGGAACCACAUCAGCGCCACCACGCCGGCGUUGAACUUUGACAAGUUGGAAACAUACUUGAAGAAGUAUCAGGAUCCUAGCCAGGCUGACUCCAUCAUGCGUGUGCAGCAGGAGUUGGACGAGACCAAGAUUGUGUUGCAUAAAACCAUCGAGUCGGUGUUGCAGAGAGGUGAGAAGUUGGACUCGUUGGUGGACAAGUCAGAGGCGUUGUCUUCGUCAUCCAGAAUGUUCUACAAGCAGGCCAAGAAGACCAACUCCUGCUGUGUUAUUGUGUAG
This is a messenger RNA of Sungouiella intermedia, 600 nucleotides long. The record is from the annotation of a GenBank genome assembly. NCBI's taxonomy places the organism in Eukaryota, Fungi, Ascomycota, Pichiomycetes, Serinales, Metschnikowiaceae.